CUUAAAUCUGGCAAUGUUGUAAUCAAAGUGCAUUUGUCAUUUUAUCUAUGUAAGUAGAUCGCAUUUUUUGUGUGAGAGUUAUCCGACAGUUAAAGAUGUCUCUUGGCGUGCCGGUGAAAGUACUUCAUGAAGCAGAAGGCCAUAUAGUAACUCUUGAAACGAAGACUGGUGAAGUUUACCGAGGGAAACUUGUAGAAGCUGAAGAUAAUAUGAACUGCCAAAUGUCUGGAAUAACUGUCACGUAUCGAGAUGGUCGAGUCGCUCAGUUGGAAAAUAUAUAUAUUAGAGGCAGCAAAAUUAGGUUUUUGAUACUUCCUGAUAUGCUUAAGAAUGCACCGAUGUUCAAAAAAACUGGACCGAGACUCGGUGCUGCUAGUACUGGUCGGGGAAAGUCUGCCAUUCUAAGAGCUCAGGCUGCAAGAGGCCGUGGUCGAGCAAGAUCAUUGUUUCAGCGCCGAACAUAAAGGCUUAGGCUAAAGAUAUUUUCAUGCAUUCAGCCAUCAGAUUUGUACCUUCAUGCAGUUAUUGGCUCAUAAAAAACGUAAAAGUCAUUUUUUGUGUAUUACUGUAUUGUUCAUCUUAAUUUUCUGAUUAAUUUGUAAGAUUAAAAGUUUUCUAUUCAAAGAAGAA
Molecule: messenger RNA, 630 nt
Organism: Stegodyphus dumicola
Lineage: Eukaryota; Metazoa; Arthropoda; Arachnida; Araneae; Eresidae
Product: small nuclear ribonucleoprotein Sm D3-like
Biological process (GO): spliceosomal snRNP assembly; RNA processing
Cellular component (GO): spliceosomal complex
Molecular function (GO): RNA binding
Source: RefSeq, a predicted model, not a curated record